Molecule: messenger RNA, 320 nt
Organism: Racocetra persica
Lineage: Eukaryota; Fungi; Glomeromycota; Glomeromycetes; Diversisporales; Gigasporaceae
Source: the annotation of a GenBank genome assembly
AAAGAAAUGAGUAUCUCCAUUUACUGGAGCAAAAAACCCAACAAGAUCAAAUUUUACAGUUGGUUCGUGCAGAUAGUCGUUAUUUGGAACUGUUUGCCGAUAAUAAAAUCCAAAUUUAUGCUGGUCAGGCUCGGUUUUUAUUAACCCAACCUAAGCCCGGGGCCGUAAUUGAUAAGGUUUAUUAUGAGUUAAUUGUAGAGGAUCGCUUCCUAGAAGCUUUAGAUAGCCCAACUCAAUUAGCCGAAAUGACUACUCAAUUAAAAGCCAAUAUCGCUGAGAAAAUAACUGAUGACGUUAAUGAAAAAAUAGAAGAACUUUGA